Molecule: messenger RNA, 2178 nt
Organism: Suncus etruscus (white-toothed pygmy shrew)
Lineage: Eukaryota; Metazoa; Chordata; Mammalia; Eulipotyphla; Soricidae
Gene: STRA6
Product: signaling receptor and transporter of retinol STRA6
Exons: 18
Coding region: 16-2037 (673 amino acids)
Biological process (GO): vitamin A import into cell
Cellular component (GO): plasma membrane
Molecular function (GO): signaling receptor activity; retinol transmembrane transporter activity
Source: RefSeq, a predicted model, not a curated record
AAGUUCGGCUGGAGAAUGGCUUUGCAGACCGUGGGGAACCAGACAUCACUGGACACCAUACAGGACUAUUCCUAUGACAACUGGUACAUCGAUGAGCCCCAGGAUGGCCCGGAGCUCCCGCCAGAAUAUUUGGUGCCCCACUGCCUGCCCAGCACACCUCCUGGCCUCCUCCAUGCCUGCCUGGCCCUGCUGUCUGCCCUUGGGCUGUUGCUGCUGGCCAUGCUGGUGAGGCGUCGCCGGCUCUGGCCCCGCUGUGGCCAUGCCAGACCUGGACUGCCCAGCCCUGCAGACUUCUCAGCUGGGAACAAGCCCCACUUGGUGCCCGCUGCUGUCUUUAUGGUCCUCUUCAGCUCCCUUUGCUUGCUGCUCUCUGAAGAGGCCCCACUGCCCUUCCUGAGCCUCAGUGUGUCAUCAGACCCAGAUGAGAUAACCAAGACUUCUAGAGGUCACUGGAAGAUACUGGCCCUGCUCUACUAUCCUCUUCUCUACUACCCCCUGGCCGCCUGUGCCACUGUCCCACACAGAGCUGCACAGUUGCUCGGCACUAUGCUGUCCUGGGCUCACCUUGGGGUGCAGGUGUGGCAGAGAGUAGAGUGCCCCCAGGCACCCCAGAUCUAUAGGUAUUAUUCUCUGCUUGCCUCCUUGCCGAUCCUGCUGGGACUUGGGCUGCUGAGCUUCUGGUACCCGGUGCAGCUGGUGAGAAGCUUCGGACACAAGCCCAGAGCAGGCUGGAAGGGUAUUCCCCAUCUGUCCCUACAGGGUGACCCCUCUGAGGUUUAUCUGAAGACCCUCCUGUGCCGGAAGAAGCAGGAGAACAGCUCACAUAGCACCAAGCAGGGACUCCUCUCCCAGGCCUGGAACUGCCUCCGACAGUUUGUCUACACUCCUCAGCCAGGAUUCCAACUGCCCCUGAAGCUGGUGCUCUCUGCCACCCUGGCAGAGACGGCCAUCUAUCAGGUGGCCCUGCUGCUGCUGGUGGGUGUGGUGCCCACUGUCCGCAAGGUACGGGCAGGCAUCACUACUGAUGUGGCUUUCAUGCUGGCUGGCUUUGGCAUCUCAGUGUCGGAUGACAAGCAGGAGGUGGUGAAACUGGUGAUACACCAUCUGUGGGCACUAGAAGUUUGCUACGUCUUCGCCUUGGUUCUGUCUUGCUCACUCAGCUUCCUGGUGCUGAUUCGCUCACUGGUGGCGCACAGAGACAACUUUCGAGCCCUUUACCGAGGGGCUGCCCUGGACAUGGGCCCCCUGGCCCAGAGCCCCCACCCCUCCCGCCAGGCCAUAUUCUGCUGGAUGAGCUUCAGCGCCUACCAGACUGCUUUUACCUGCCUUGGACUCCUGUUGCAACAAAUCAUCUUCUUCCUGGGGACCUCGGCCUUUGCCUUCCUGGUCUUUAUGCCCGUGCUUCAUGGCAGAAACCUACUGCUCCUCCGUUCCUUGGAGUACUCAUGGCCUUUUUGGCUGACCUUGGCCUUGGCUGUGAUGGUACAGAACCUGGUUGCUCACUGGGGCUUUCUGGACACUCACCACAGAUGUCCAGAGCUGACCAACCGGCGUGCACUCUCUGUUCUCACCUUCCUUUUCUUCCCCAUCAAUGUAUUGGUGGGUGCCACAGUGGCUGUCUGGCGGGUACUCCUGUCUGCUCUCUACAAUGCUGUCCACCUCGGCCAGAUGGACCUCAGUCUGCUGCCCUCCAGAGCUGCCACUCUUGACCCUGGCUACCACACCUACUGCAACUUCUUGAAGAUAGAAGUCAGCCAGUCACAUCCGGCCAUGAUGGCUUUCUGCACCCUGCUCCUUCAAAGAAGGGACCACCAGCCCUCCGCGGGGCCCCAGGACAGCCUCAGACCAGGGCAGGAAGAGGAAGGGAUGCAGUUGCUGCAGACCAAGGACCCUGUGGCCCAGGGUGCAGCCCGCAGAGCCCAGCGUGGCCGGAUCCUCUGGGGCCUGGCCUACACUCUGCUGAACAACCCAGCACUGCAGGCCUGGAGGAAGCCCCGGAUAUCAGGCACCAAGACCCAUGGGGGUGCCCGGCCCUGAGAAGGGUCAGGGCAGAGCUAUGCCUGUUGGAAGCAGCCUGCUGCUCCCACUUGCUGCUCCUACAGCCCUUUGAGCUCCUACAGCCCCCAGUCAACACCAGUUCACCAGAAGCUGCGCAAAGCCAUGGCUGGUGAAGGACUA